Adineta ricciae is the source of this 546-nucleotide messenger RNA. Lineage: Eukaryota; Metazoa; Rotifera; Eurotatoria; Adinetida; Adinetidae. The record is from the annotation of a GenBank genome assembly.
AUGGCAGUUACGAGCACCAGUCAACGACGUUUAUUUAAAGAUUUACAAAAAAUCCGUUCCGAAGAAUUACCAGGUAUCAAUGCAAUACCUAUUGACGAGGAUAUGCGUGUCUGGAAUGCUUUGAUCGAUGGACCAGUUGAUACGUGCUAUGAAGAUGGAUUAUUUACGCUAAGAAUGGAAUUUGCCGAUACGUAUCCAUUAACACCACCUAUGGUUCGAUUUACUUGUAAAAUGUUUCAUCCAAAUGUCUAUGCAGAUGGUAGUAUAUGUUUGGAUAUAUUACAACGAAAUUGGAGUCCAACCUAUGACGUAUGUGCUGUGUUGACAUCGAUACGUUCAUUGUUGAACGAUCCAAAUCCAAAUUCUCCUGCAAAUAAUGAGGCGGCAAAAUUAUUCGUUGAAAAUCGUCGUUUGUAUGAAGCAAAAGUUCGUAAAUUAGUCGAAGAAUCGAUCAUGGUCGAUCAAAUUCAAAAUGAUUUGAAGAUCACCGAUGAUGAGAUGACAACUAACGAGAAAUCUUCAAGUGAAACAGCAUCUAAUGAAUGA